AUGCGCUACACAUACGCCACCGCAUUCGCAGCAUUGGCUGCCGCUGUCCCAGUCAUCGAUGUCGAGAAGCGACAGUCGGCCAUCAACGACGGUGUCAUCCUCAACUACGCGUUGACCCUCGAGCACCUGGAGAACGCAUUCUACAAGGAGGGUCUCUCGAAGUUCAGCGAUGCCGACUUCAUGGCAGCUGGCGUGAACCCAGGUUUCUACAACAACCUGAAGCAGAUCAGCUCCGAUGAGGAGACUCACGUCACCUUCCUCACGACAGCGCUCAGCGGUGCUGGUGUCACCCCAGUGCAGGCAUGCACCUACAACUUCGGCGCCAAGGAUGCAGCAACAUUCCUCGCCAUUGUCAACGUCCUUGAGGGUGUCGGUGUCAGCGCGUACUUGGGAGCUGCCCAGUUCAUCAUGAACAAGGACUACCUCACUGCUGCCGGCUCUAUCCUGACCGUCGAGUCUCGCCACUCGGCAUACCUCCGCGAGAACCAGUCGCCAAAGCAGUCUCCAUUCCCAUCUGCUUUCGACAUCCCACUCAGCUUCAACGAGGUUUUCAGUUUGGCAGCUGGUUUCAUUACUGCCUGCCCUCAAGGCAAGGACGGAUCUUUGGGUCUCCCAGUCAAGGCAUUCCCAGCCCUCACCGUCACCCCAGCUGGCGUUGCCCGACCAGGCGACAAGCUCACCGUCGUCGCCGCUGAUGGCGCCCCAGCUUCCACCAACGCAUGGUUCAUCACAUCUUCCGGAGCCGUCCCUGCACCAAUCUCUGGCCAGUCCGUCACCGUUCCAGCCGAUGCGCCAAAGGGCCAAUCCUACCUCGUCCUCACCAAGGACGAAAAGACCCCAACUGACGACAGCAUUGCCGCAGGCCCAGCUGUCGUUCAGAUCGCCGACAACGCUGAUGGUCAGAGCUACGGUGGUGCCAUGCCACCUGCAUCUGGUGGUAACGGUGGCAACGGUGGCUCUUCCCCAGCUGCUCCAUCUUACGGCACCUACGGCUCAUACGGCAAGUACGACCAAGGUAGCUACGCCAGCUACGGCAAGUACAACUAA
Messenger RNA from Fulvia fulva, 1047 nucleotides. RefSeq lists its product as uncharacterized. The transcript is spliced from 2 exons. Lineage: Eukaryota; Fungi; Ascomycota; Dothideomycetes; Mycosphaerellales; Mycosphaerellaceae. The coding region runs from base 1 to 1047 and encodes 348 amino acids. The record is from RefSeq and is a predicted model, not a curated record.